Neoarthrinium moseri is the source of this 1185-nucleotide messenger RNA. RefSeq lists its product as uncharacterized. NCBI's taxonomy places the organism in Eukaryota, Fungi, Ascomycota, Sordariomycetes, Amphisphaeriales, Apiosporaceae. Gene Ontology annotation, molecular function: RNA helicase activity; ATP binding; mRNA binding. The record is from RefSeq and is a predicted model, not a curated record. Bases 1 to 1185 code for a protein of 394 amino acids. The transcript has a single exon. Gene Ontology annotation, cellular component: nucleolus; catalytic step 2 spliceosome.
AUGGCUGAAGGCGGAGGCAUCGAUCGCCGCGCCGAUGAGAAGAUGGAGUUCUCGACCUCCAAGGAGGUCACGGUCCAUCCCACCUUCGAGUCCAUGUCGCUGAAGGAGAACCUCCUUCGCGGCAUCUACGCCUACGGCUACGAGUCCCCCUCGGCCGUCCAGUCGCGCGCCAUUGUCCAGGUCUGCAAGGGACGUGAUACCAUCGCCCAGGCCCAGUCCGGAACGGGAAAGACGGCCACCUUUUCCAUUUCAAUGCUCCAGGUCAUCGAUACCGCUGUGCGCGAGACCCAAGCACUCGUCUUGUCGCCCACGCGAGAGCUGGCAACUCAGAUCCAGUCGGUAGUCAUGGCUUUGGGUGACUACAUGAAUGUGCAGUGCCACGCCUGCAUCGGUGGCACCAACGUGGGCGAAGACAUCCGGAAGCUUGACUAUGGCCAGCACAUUGUCUCUGGAACCCCGGGCCGUGUGGCCGACAUGAUUCGGCGCCGCCACUUACGCACUAGACACAUCAAGAUGCUCAUCCUAGAUGAGGCCGACGAACUUCUUAACCAGGGGUUCCGCGAGCAGAUCUACGAUGUGUACAGAUACCUCCCACCCGCGACCCAGGUUGUCGUCGUGUCGGCCACGCUCCCCUACGAUGUGCUCGACAUGACCACCAAGUUCAUGACUGAUCCCGUCCGUAUCCUCGUCAAGCGUGAUGAGCUGACUCUUGAGGGUCUCAAGCAGUACUUCAUCGCUGUGGAGAAGGAGGACUGGAAGUUCGACACUCUCUGCGACUUGUAUGACACACUCACCAUCACGCAGGCAGUCAUCUUCUGUAACACAAGACGCAAGGUCGACUGGUUGACCGACAAGAUGCGCGAGGCCAACUUCACGGUCAGCAGCAUGCACGGUGAUAUGCCUCAGAAGGAGCGCGACAGCAUUAUGCAGGACUUCAGACAGGGCAACAGUCGAGUCUUGAUCUCUACCGAUGUCUGGGCUCGCGGUAUCGAUGUCCAGCAAGUCAGUCUGGUCAUCAACUACGACUUGCCCAGCAACCGUGAGAACUAUAUCCACCGCAUCGGUCGUAGCGGUCGUUUUGGCCGCAAGGGUGUGGCCAUCAACUUCGUCACCAGCGAAGACGUACGCAUCCUGCGUGAUAUCGAGUGUAAGCAUCCUCCCCGCAAUCAUAGCGGACUGCUCUAA